AAGGCUGGAUUUGGUAUGAUCCACUUGCCCUAGACCUCAGGUCUGGGUCUGAGCAGAGAGAUACGGCCACUGGCGCCGCUGCAGAGGACCUGCACGACUGAAUCUACAGCCUAAAGCCUCACAGAGAGAGCGAAAGAGAGAGAGGGGGGAGAUGAGCUGUGCUAGAGUCCAGUCUUGGUCUGGGACGCAGACUGACUGAAGCUGCUGGUAGUUUAACAGCUGUGCAUCUCUGUCACUCUGGAGUCAUGAGCUCAAAGGGGACGAACCUCCACAACAAACGUCUGCCAUCUGAGACAGAACAUGCGCAGAGAGUCCCGGAUGCAGAUUCGACCCAGCAAAUGAGGCUGAGAGAGAGACAACGAUUCUUUGAGGAGGUGUUUCAACACGAUGUCGAUGUCUACCUUUCCUCUGCACACCUGCAGAUAGAUUAUAAGAGACCUCCCUUAGGAAGUAUUUCAUCAAUGGAGGUGAACGUCGAUAUGCUAGAGCAGAUGGACCUGAUGGACAUCUCUGACCAGGAGGCCUUGGAUGUCUUCUUCAGUGCCAGCGGAGAGGAAGGAUCACUGACACCCCCUCUUCCAGCUCUUGGUCACACUGAUGUAGAAGAGGAAGGAUUGAGGAGAAAUGACGUGUCCUUAAGAAUUUCUGACCCUUGUGAAAUCAAAUCCCGUAUGUUGUCCACUUCCUCCAACUCCACCUGUGACAGUCAGGCCUCCAAUGAGGACGGAUCAAACACUCCCGUCGUCCAAUCAGAUGAAGAAGACGUGCAUGAAGAUAGCAUGUUACGAACAGGAGCGGCCACAGCCAACGAUGCCACAAAAGAGCAAUCUGCUCUCUCAGUAUAAACUGCCUUCUCAUUAAUUACUGACCAUUUGGGAAGUGUAACAUGACUAGGUUGAGACUGUUUCAUUGGUGGGUUGACUGGUUUUAGCCAUAAAUCCGUCUACCAAAGACCUUUAUGAACACUUGUGAAAUUCAACUCAUUCAAGACCCCUAUUACGUCACACUGGGAGUGUCACGCUUUGACAGAUCUGCAUUUUUGUAUUGCCACUUGCAUCUUACCAACAUUUUACUGUAUCUUUGCACUGGGAAUAUAGAUUUAUAAAUAUACACCAAUAUCACCAAUACUUUGCAAUGCUCUUUACAAAGACUGAUUCUGCUCCGUAGAGAGACUAAAUGCAUCACCAUUUUGAAUUAAGGUGGUGAGUCUCAUGAAAACAUUUCCAAAAGAAAACAAAAUAUAAAACGAUAUGUUGCUUAAAGAAAAUGAAGCUUCUUCUGUACAACAUAAAAGGGAAAGUUUACCCAAAAAUUUAAAACUGUUAUCAUUUACUCACCCUCAUGUGGUUUCAAACAAGACUUUCAUUCAUCUCACAAACAUAAAUGUAGAUAUUUGUAAUGAAACGUAAGAUAUAAAAAGUCAAAACUGCAAAACGUUGAAGGUCCAAAAGUUCAUUAAGGCAUCAUAAAACUAAUUCUUAGGAAUUUAACAGUUUAAUUUAAGUCACAAUUGCUUUAUAUGGUAAAAAAUAUUUAAUUUAGGUAUCAGAUGACGUUUUAUGAUCAAAGUGCACAGAGCACAUCAAAUAUGGAAAACAAGGAAACUGAGAUGUGAACAAACCGCAUUCGUUCUUGUCUGUCACAUGCACAUUUGCAUAUCUGAGUUUGUCAUAUUGGAUGUACUUUAUGUAUUUUUGUCAGCCAUUGUUUACAUAAAAAGUUUUCAUAUAAAGUGUAUGCGUCGCUUCAAAAUAACUUGCACUUUGUGUUGUGAGAGAUGAAUGAAAGUCCUAUGGGGUUAGAAGGACAUGAGGGUGAGUAGAUGGAGAAAGAAUUUAAAUUUUUAGGUGAGCUAACUACUUUUUUAAUUUAUUUAUUUAUUUUAUUUUUUCGCAUCUUUAGAUUAUUUUACAUUAAUUGUUUGGAAUUUUCUUUUGGAACUUAAUGGUAAUUUUUAUUAGAUUAUUAGUUUUUUUUUUUUUUUAUCUUGCAUAGAAGGCAAUACAACAAAUACUAGCUUGCUGUAAAUAAAAUAUUAAACAAAUUUGUGAAUUUUUAUUAGAGUAAUGAGAAUUUGAGAUAAAUAUUUGCUUAAUUGUUAUGAAAAUUGUCACAAUAAAAAGACAAAAAAAAAAAAUCAAAAAAUUAGUUUUCUUGUACUUCUUUGCCUUUAUCAGGACAAUAGACUAUAAUGUAGGGGUGUAAUGUUGGGGAAUUAAACCUGGGUGCACGUUAGUUCUUUGACACGUCUUGACUUGCAUUUGUACAACCCACCGUUUCACAGCACCAACAGACUUCAUGUGCUUUAAGCUAAAACAAAUUAUUUCUUUUGAUUUGGGGUGAAAUAUGACCCACUCUUGACAGGUUUUGUGACGUUGACCCUAAAACUGGUUGUGUCGGGUCUGUUUUUUAAAAACGUCAGAUCUAUUUCUUUAUUUCUUUAUUUUUUUAUUUUUUUUAUUUUUUGACCACGUGUUGGGAAUGUGUCCUCACUUCUGGUGUCCACAGGACCUUAUGCUUUGUUUUCUAAAUAAAGCCAAAUGCCACCAAA
Cyprinus carpio (common carp) is the source of this 2551-nucleotide messenger RNA. Its product is annotated as dysbindin. NCBI's taxonomy places the organism in Eukaryota, Metazoa, Chordata, Actinopteri, Cypriniformes, Cyprinidae. Gene Ontology annotation, cellular component: cytoplasm. The record is from RefSeq and is a predicted model, not a curated record. Gene Ontology annotation, biological process: negative regulation of protein kinase activity.